This is a messenger RNA of Bombina bombina (fire-bellied toad), 3595 nucleotides long. It is a transcript of the gene SALL2, whose product is annotated as spalt like transcription factor 2. NCBI's taxonomy places the organism in Eukaryota, Metazoa, Chordata, Amphibia, Anura, Bombinatoridae. The coding region runs from base 1 to 3357 and encodes 1118 amino acids. Gene Ontology annotation, cellular component: nucleus. The record is from RefSeq and is a predicted model, not a curated record. Gene Ontology annotation, biological process: regulation of transcription by RNA polymerase II. Gene Ontology annotation, molecular function: RNA polymerase II cis-regulatory region sequence-specific DNA binding; DNA-binding transcription factor activity, RNA polymerase II-specific. The transcript has 3 exons.
AUGUCACGAAGGAAGCAGAGGAAACCUCAACAGCUCAUCUCUGACUGUGACAACUCAACCUCUUCAGAGAAUGGAGACACAGCCAGUGAAGAAGUUCAGAUAUGUAGGAAAUGCUGUGCUCAGUUUGAUGAGCCCUCUGACUUUGCAAGGCAUAAGGAAUCUUGUCAUCUUAACAGCCAAGUUGUGGUAAUUGUAGAGAAUCAAGAGGACGCUGUAAAAAGGCAAAAAGUAAGCAUCAGCGAAGGAUCUGCUUCAAGAUCGUACACCCCAGACAACAAUGGGACAGGACUAAAACCAUUGGGGAUUGAUGAUUGUGGCAGAGGCACAGCUUUAGGCAUGAUAAAUGCUAUGAGGCCAGAGAUGGACAAAAAGGGUGUUGGCCCAUCCCAACGCUUUCUCAUUCCAAAUGGAGGCUUGAUCAUGGAGGGGUUGUCAGGACCAAAGGUUGGAAUGGCUCCAGUGAGUCAGGAAGCUGUUUCAGGGGGUCAGACAGCUGCAGCUCCUAUAAACAUACCUAUGAUAUUAGAAGAGUUGAGAGUACUCCAACAGAGACAGAUUCAUCAGAUGCAGAUAACUGAGCAAAUAUGUCAGCAAGUGUUGAUGCUAGGAUCUCUCUCCAUGCCACCAUUAACACAGAGUAGUUCUUCACCUGAAGGACCAUCCGGCACCAAGUCUCUACCAGUCUUCAGCCCACCCAAACAAGCACAGUCUGUGCCAGAACCAGUAAAGCCAUUUUGUGCAGAAGAAACCUCCAAGCAAGCCUUUCUUCAUCUUUACAAUCCUAUGGGACAGCCUUUUGUUGCCAAAAGUGUCCCAAAUGGAAAGGAUAGUUUGAUGGGAGGAUUCUGUGAUAAGUCUUCUCAACGCCAAGCUUCAGUACCAAGCUCUCCUCCUAGCCAACUCAUUUCACCACAUACAAUUUUUCCUCCAGGAUUACCAACAUUACAGACAGGAUUGUUUUUAGGUACCAGAGUUUUAGAAACCACUCCAAGUCUGUUAAAACAGAAAAACAGUGAGCCCCUUCGUGGAGAAAGCCAACAGGAUAGAUCUUCAGGAAGACACAAAUGCCGUUUCUGUGCAAAAGUCUUUGGAAGUGAUAGUGCCCUUCAGAUUCACCUGCGAUCUCACACUGGGGAAAGGCCAUACAAAUGCAACAUAUGUGGAAACCGUUUUACUACUAGAGGUAAUCUGAAAGUACACUUUCAUCGCCAUCGAGAAAAGUAUCCUCAUAUACAGAUGAACCCACAUCCUGUUCCAGAACAUUUGGACUAUGUUUUAACCAGUACUGGACUUCCCUAUGGAAUGUCUGUGCCUCCAGAGAAAUCAGAGGAAGAAACCAUAGAAAAGAAACCCAUAGUGGCCCCAAUGUUGGCCACAGACAGUCUAAGUAUUUUCUCUAGCUCAAGUGCCCAGGGACUCCCUUCCCUCAAUAAAUUGGUACUCAUGAGUGCUAGUGAUGGAGCUGCUGGGGUAAAGGGACCCAACAGUUGUCCUAAAACAAAGGCUGAUGAAAACACUCCUCCAGGUGAAAGAUCCGAGAUUGGGGGAACUGCAGUAAGUGGAAGGAUGCAACUCAGUAAGUUAGUGACGUCUCUUCCAAGUUGGGCAUUGCUGGCAAGCCACUUUAAAUCUGGAACAUUCCCUUUUCCUUAUGCAGUUGAGCCACUAGGCUACUCAGAGACCUCAAAGCUACAGCAACUGGUGGAAAAAAUUGAUAAACAAUCCACUGUAUCUAACCAAUGUGUAAUCUGUCUCAGAGUGCUCAGCUGUCCCAGAGCAUUAAGGCUCCAUUAUAACCAACACGGUGGAGAAAGACCCUUCAAGUGUAAGAUAUGUGGAAGAGCAUUUUCUACGAAGGGCAAUUUAAAAGCCCAUUUUGUAGGUCAUAAAUCUAGUUUAUCAUCCAAGCCACAAAACUCAUGUCCAAUUUGUCAAAAGAAAUUUACUAAUGCUGUGACUCUCCAACAGCAUAUAAGGAUGCAUUUAGGGGGACAGAUACCUAAUGUAGAUAUUCCUGAUGGUGGAGGGAGUAAUACAGAAUGCCUAGAGGAUAAGAGCAACCCAGAUUUCACAGAUGAAGGUAUCACUGAUGAGGAAUCUUUGGAUGGCAGCGACUCAGAAAAUGAAAAAACAGCUCUGAUAGAUUCAGAAAUAUCUAGCAUAGAUGAUGAUACUGCUGCCUCAAUUGUAAAGAAAACUGAAGAGAAUAAUACCAAUAUUCUAACAAAUAUUCAUCCAAUAUCACAUGGAGGCAAAGAGCAAGAUACAUCUUCAGACAUGAAUACAGUUACUGAACCAGACUCUGAAGCUGUUACAGACUCUAUAACAAAUGAUAAGUCAAGUGGUGAUAAGGAGGGAAAAAUGGAGACAGAUCUAAAUGACAACCUCCAGAAAUCAGAAUUAUUAAAGAAUCCUGUAGCUGAAAAUGAUGAUGAAAAGAAAACAGCUGAAAAUGUGAGCAUCUCACGAGAGGAAAGCCCACAGCUUGAGAAGGAAUUUGACAUCUGCAAUCUCUGUUUGGAGAAGUUUCCCAGUAGUGAGUCACUAGAGGACCAUGCCAAGUGCCACACCAAAGAUGGGCUGUUCCACUGCCUUGUUUGCAAGCAGAGCUUCCUAGAGGCAUCCAUUCUGAAGAAACAUGUGCUGGAGGCACACCAGGUGAGCCAAAAUUUCCCUCCUCAGCUGGUCAGCAGUCCCAAAUGCACAGGUGAUGAUAUUUCAGCUCCAGCCCAAACAUUUGUGGUGAGUCCAGUGAAGAGCAAAGUAGUAAGCUCUCCCCAGACAAUGGCACUGGUCCAGCUUCCUGCACUGUUGGUGCCCUCAUCCCUGUCCCCUCCUUUGAGACGCAGCCCUAAGCAGCAUCUAUGUAUAGUAUGUAAGAAGACGUUCUCCUCAGCCAGUGCCUUGCAGAUUCAUGAAAGGAUACACACAGGAGAGAAACCUUUUUCCUGCAAUAUGUGUGGAAGGGCGUUCACAACACGGGGGAAUUUAAAGGUCCACAUGAGCACACAUGUGUGGAGCAGUAACUCCUCCAGAAGAGGAAGACGCCUUUCUCUGGACAACCUUGGCCCCCUGCUCUCAGGAACACCAGUGAAGCUGCAGGACUUCUUGUCUAGAGAUAUUUCCACCCAAUUUGUAGGGGUCAGCCCUCUUUCAUUUUUGAACCAAUAUACAGCAUAUCUUACCAGUGGUCCUCUCCCUACAAACAAUGGAAUAACAUCUGCGGCAGCUGUCAUUUCCCCAACUGCUCUGAUUGGCUUACGAACAGGAAAAGGUGGCAAUAUUCCUGUUGGGAACCUUGUAGAAGUUCAAGAUAGAAAAAGUGUUGAAACACCACAAGUAAAGGAAGAAAAGUAGGCUCAAAACUUACAUACUUUGUGUAAAUUAAUCUUUUUCAAGCUAUGAUGAAUAGAUUUAGUCACCAAACAGACAGUGGGGGUUGGAAAUCUGCAAUUAAGGAUGUUUCUUCAUAGCAAAACGGAAGACAAAAACAUUUACUAACAACUUUACAUAAUUUUGCCGCUGAGAUUUUCAUUUAUCUAUUGACAACUUAUAAACAAAUUCUGAGUAUUAAUAAAACUCAACUGUGAAAGAC